AAUACGUUAAGGUAAGUUAGUUUGCAUGCACGCGAGGAAUCGUGUAGUGUUGGUUAUGUAAAAUGCAGUGAAUAUUAUUUUUUUUAUAUACGAAGUCAUAUUGAAUAAAUAAGAUGCCGUCAAAAAACAUGAUAUUCAAUGUCCUCCUUAUAUUAAUGGUGUCAUCGAGUGAAGCACUAAGGCUGUUAGUGUUCUUCCCUCUCCAUUCCAAAAGCCAUAGUAUCCUGGGACAAGGUAUGGUCAGCAGGCUGCUGGAAGCUGGCCAUGAGGUAGUCCACAUAACCUCAUUUCCUCGUGAAAAACCAGAAGCAAACCUCACAGAAAUCAGCUUACUGUCUCUGGGUAUUAGAAUGAAAGCCGAAACCGAGAAAUUUGAAAAAUUCAAGUUAAAGAAUCUCGUUGGAAAAGGUAACUUCGGUGAUUCGCUUUUCUUUAUAUACUUCACACACGACAUACACAAACAGAUCCUAAGUGACCCCGAUUUGGUGAAAUUCCUUAGUGAUCCAAAAGAAAAGUUUGAUGCUGUUAUUCUUGAGUGGUUCUUUGCUGAUGAAAUUGCUGGGAUAGCUCCAUUAUUUAACUGCCCCUUGAUAUGGUUUGGAUCAACGGAAGCUCAUUGGCAAGUUCUAAAGCUGGUCGACGAAAUACCAAACCCUUCAUACACCGUGGACCUGUUCUCUACCAGCACACCACCACUUAGCUUCUGGGAAAGAACCCAAGAAUUGUACAAAAUGUUAAAGAAACUGUUAAUUAUUGGUGUUCUAGUAACGCCUUUCGAAAAGACCAUAUACAAUAAUGUAUUCAAAAAAAUAGCUGCAGACAGAGGUGUGACUAUUCCUUCGUAUGAUGAAGCUGUUUACAAUGGUUCCAUGUUGCUCCUCAACUCACAUCCAUCCAUUGGAACACCGUUUAGAUUACCACAGAACGCUAAAUAUGUUGGUGGCUAUCAUAGUGACCCGAAAGUAAAAUCUUUACCGAAGGAACUCAAAAAAAUCAUGGAUGACGCGAAGCACGGAGUAAUAUACUUCAGCAUGGGCAGUAAUUUAAAAAGUGUUGAUAUGUCCGAUCAUAUGAAAAACUCUCUGCUUACCAUGUUUGGUAAAUUGAAACAAACUGUGAUCUGGAAGUUCGAAGGAGAUUUAGACAACGUACCGACAAAUAUUCAUUUAUUAAAAUGGGCGCCUCAGCAGAGCAUUCUCGCUCAUCCAAACCUCAAGUUCUUUAUAACUCAUGGAGGACAAUUAUCUACGACUGAGGCCAUCCAUUUCGGUGUGCCAGUUAUUGGCAUACCAGUAUUGGGAGAUCAACACGUGAAUAUGGGAUCUGUUACCAAAAAGGGUUUUGGUAUUAUGGUCAGUCUAGCUGAAAAUAUGGCGGAAAAAUUGCAAAUAGCCAUAAAGGAAAUGUUAGAAAAUGCUUCAUACAGAACAAAGGCCAAGGAACUAUCUUUCAUCUUUCACAGUCGUCAACAAAAACCUGGAGAUGAACUUAUAUUCUGGAUAGAAUACGUUGUUAACACACGUGGAGCUCCUCAUCUAAGAUCACCCGCUUUAUCUACACCUUUCUAUAAAAAAAUGUAUUUUGAUUUGUUAAUUGUAUCAAUGUCAGUAUUAUAUUUGUUAGUUACCUACGUGUCUCCAUUUCCAAAUAAGGAUCCACCGAAAAAUCUUCGUUAUAUAGACGUUUCCGAGGCAACUAAAUGCAUAAAUAUGGGACUCUUCGACAUAAAGGUUAUCAUGGAUAAGGUAGUAAAUUUGCAAGACCAAAAUUUAAUAUUGCCGGUUCUGGAAAGCUUUUGGGAAUGUUCAUUUAAAAUAGAAACCCUACAAAGAUUUCUGAAUGAUCCAAAUGAGAAAUUCGAUGUUGUUGUGGUUGAAUGGCUAUACAGUGAACUUGGUUCAGGCUUUGCUACAGCGUUCAAUAGUCCUCUCAUCUGGUCUUCCUCGAUGGAUCCUCAUACCUUCAUACUGUCUCUGGUGAACGAACACUUAAAUCCAGCGUACACUGUACACCACAUGUCCAAGGAUUACUCAUUUUCGUUCCUAGACAGAGUUUAUCAAUUAUGGAGCGUAUUUAGAGUGCGGUACUACCAAUGGGCGAACUCAAAUCAUGAGAAUGAGAUAUUUAAGCAGUUAUAUGGACCAAUUGUUGCAAAAAAAGGCCGAGAACUGCCUCACUUUGAUGACGUCAAAUAUAACGCGUCACUCGUUCUUGGUAACUCAGAUAUUGUUGCAGGAGACGGUAUAGCUUUACCACAGAACUACAAGCAUAUUGGUGGCUAUCACUUCAAAGAUGUAGUCGAACCCUUGCCUAAGGAUUUGAAAGAAAUAAUUGAUAAUGCGACAAAUGGUGUAAUAUACUUCAGCAUGGGCAGCAAUCUUAAGAGCAGUAAUAUACCGGAUAAUAUAAAGAGGGAGCUCCUUAAUAUGUUUAGUGAUUUAAAGGAAACUGUGAUUUGGAAGUUGGAAAAGACAAUACCGGAUCUACCGAAGAAUGUUUAUAUAUCUCCCUGGGUACCUCAACAAAGCUUAUUGGCUCAUCCAAAUUGUAUCCUCUUCAUCACUCAUGGAGGUUUGCUUUCUAUCCUGGAAACAAUGCACGCGGGAAAACCUAUAAUAGGAAUACCGUUCUUUGCUGAUCAGUAUCUUAAUGUUAACAGAGCAGUAGCUAAAGGUUUUGCAAAACGAAUAGACUUUGACGAGAAUGUAGUGAAACCUUUGAAAGAGGCUAUCAAGGAAAUUUUAGAGAACCCGAGUUAUAAACAACGGGCGAAAGAGAUCUCAGUUCAAUUCAACGAUCGUAUCGUCCCUCCAGGCCAGGAACUAGUGUUUUGGAUAGAGCAUGUUAUAAAAACAAAUGGCGCUCCGCACUUGCGCUCUGCAGCACUGCACGUCAGCUGGUACAAGAAAUUGUACCUAGAUCUACUUUUAAUUAUAGUGAUUGCAUUAAUGGUACUUCUUGGGGUCUGUAAAUAUUUGUUUGCCUUACAAGUCAAAGUUCACCAAAAAAAGAAAGUGCAGUAGAAUCUUGAUUGUGAAAUUAUUAUUAGGUAUCUAGAGAUAAGAUUACUCUUAUUUGUAAUGUGAAAAAUAAAUGAUAAUCUUUUUA
This is a messenger RNA of Nymphalis io (European peacock), 3108 nucleotides long. RefSeq names its product UDP-glucosyltransferase 2-like. Gene Ontology annotation, molecular function: UDP-glycosyltransferase activity. The coding region runs from base 114 to 3023 and encodes 969 amino acids. Lineage: Eukaryota; Metazoa; Arthropoda; Insecta; Lepidoptera; Nymphalidae. The transcript is spliced from 16 exons. The record is from RefSeq and is a predicted model, not a curated record.